Messenger RNA from Eimeria tenella, 265 nucleotides. RefSeq lists its product as uncharacterized. The transcript has a single exon. The record is from RefSeq and is a predicted model, not a curated record. Lineage: Eukaryota; Apicomplexa; Conoidasida; Eucoccidiorida; Eimeriidae. The annotation marks the transcript as partial.
CUUCAGCACUGCUGCUUCAAACAUUGCUGACAAAGACGCGUGCUCCUCCUGCAGCAGCAGCAGCAGCAGCAGCAGCAGCAGCAGCAGCAGCAGCAGCGGGGCGGGGGUGGGGGCGCACGCUGGGGAGCAGAACGAGCCGCAGCAGCAAACAGCAGCAGCAGCAGCAACUGCAGCAGCAGCAGCAACUGCACCAGCAACAGCAACUGCAGCAGCAACAGCAAGUGCAGCAGCAACAACUGCAGCAGCAGCACCUGCAGCUCCUUGA